UGCUAUAUUAAAUAAUGGUAUUCCACUGGAGAACAAUGCUAGUAACUGGAAUACUUUUCACUGUGAUGAUGUUGCUGUUAUAUGUGGUUAUGGUGUGUCUAUUGAUACUUCACAAGGAACUCAUUUGUUGAACCAUAUUGAUUCAAGCUGUUCAUUUGGUGCAAUCAUGUUUGGUUGGGGAUACAAAAAAAGUUAUGCGUAUCCUGCUGGCUUUGGAAUGAAACCCAUUGGGGUGACAUUUUACAGUAUUGAGCCUCUUAUUUCAUCAGCACCAGAGAGUGGUCUAGUAUCUGUUACAGUGUAUAGGUCUGGUGAUGUAUCUGAAGCUAGUUCAAUUCAAGUGGGAACCUUUAUGUCAUCAAAAUACAAUGCAGCAGCAAUUGGAGAAGAUUUUGAGAAUGAAACAAAAACUAUACAAUUUGCAGCCAAUGAAUUUUUGGCUACAGUUAAUUUUACUUUUAUAGAUGACUCUUUUCCAGAACAAGAUGAAGUUCUUGAUGUUAAGUUUGUUAAUGAUCAUAAAAUUAAUAUAGGAACACCCCAAGAAGUUGAAUUGACAAUUCUUGGUGAUUCUCGACUUAUUACUGGUGGUGGUAGUAGUCCUGAAACAGGUCCCAAUGUUGUGGUACAAGAGGGGGAUAAUCAAGUUAAAGUCUGCAUAACACUCUCAGGAUUAGCUGAUUCCUCAUAUCCAGAACCAAUAGAAUUUCUUUUUACCCCAACAGAGAAAUCAGGAGCAUUGAAUCCUGCGCAAGAGGAAGAUUAUGAUAAUACAACUACAGCAGCUAUAAUGCCAUCUGGCGAUACUGAAGUCUGUGCACAUAUCAGUACUGUUGAAGAUAGGAUUUUUAAUGAGCCAAAUGAACAGUUUUGCAUCAAUGUAACAUCAAAUGUUUCAGUUGGUAUAUUUCAUCCUGCAGAGUGUCAGAUUACAGUAACCAUUAUUGAUAAAAUAGGUACUAGGGGGUCAAUUGAUAUCAACAGGAGACUAAAAGGUGUACCAAAGAGUAGUAGUACUACUGAAGGAAACAAAUUUUGUUUCUCCUUUUUUGAACCACAUAUAUCUACUCUAUUCUUGAUAAAAGUUGGUUCACUUGAAAGCUUUCCUGUUCAAUAUCAUAUAAGUUCAGGAGUCAAUGGAAUAUAUAAAACUGGUACAGUUCAACCAGGAUCAAUCAAUACAGAAUGGUAUCGAUAUAUACCUGGUAACAGUGAGAGUAGACUUGAAGAUUUUCAACCUCUUAUAGCAAACAUGACAAUAGAUUUUUUUAACAGCAGGGAUAUAAAUGACUUCACUGGAAUUGAAAUUAAAACAAUAAAUAGUUCACAUACAAUAUCAGUCACCUGUUUCAGUAUGAGUAUAGAUAAUAGCAUAGAUACAACAGUGGAUAGUUUUGUCGCAGUGCCAGCAUUAAAUGUGGGAUCAAUUACUCAACAGUAUAACUAUUCUAUUUUUAAUGAAUAUGGUAACUAUUAUACAGAUUCACAAACAGUAGCAGCAAUUGUGGCUUGUGAUACAAUUGAAGCUGGAGGAGUAUCGCUUACUUAUUCUAAUACUUCAGUUCCUGGUGAUUACUUUGGAACUUAUGAUCAACAUGGAGUUCGUUCAUCACAAAUUAAGUUUAAAAAGUACUACACUCCUUCUGUUUCUUCUUUGCCACCUGGUACUGAUGUUUAUGCCAUUCAACCUAUUGGGUUUAUGAUUGGACAUGCAUGUGUUUCUGGCUACACACCUUACUGUGAGUAUCUCAUUGAACAAGUACCUCCAUCAUAUACAUGGGGAUACAAUUUUUUGGUAGGGCCAUUUACCAUUAGAUACUUUAGAUAUAGAUCUAUUUUGAAACUUUUCCCUGGUAAAGAAAUUGGUACCAACUUUAAAAUAUUUUGCGCUGAUAGUGUUUCAGUAACUGUAAACAUACUAGUUCAGAACUUCACAAAAAAGGAUCAUAUGGUUCCAAAUAAAGGUGUCUUUGACAUUUAUCCUCAAAGCUAUUGUACUGUACAGUCAAACAAACCCCUUGCUGUUAUGCAGUAUUUUGAAAGUCAUGAUUGGUACCGCUAUUAUGAUACUUAUCAUUAUCGAACUGCAGCUCCUGAUAUGGUAUGGAUACCACCUGUUAGUCAGUACCUGAAUAGAUAUUUAGUACCCAAUGACAUCAGAUACUAUGAUAAAUUCAUCACUAGUGGUGUUUUUGUGACAGUUUUACCUCAUUGCUUUGAUGCUAGCGCUAUAUUAAUUGAUAGCAUUCCACUAGAGAGCAAUGCUAGUAAAUGGAGUAUUUUUCACUGUGAUAACAUCACAGAUUCAUGUGGUUAUGGUAUUUCUGUUAAUAUACAACAAGGAAGAACUCAUUUGUUAAAGCAUACUGAUCCAAGCUGCUCAUUUGGUGCAAUCAUGUUUUGUUCAGGAGAUGGAAAAGGUUAUGCUUAUCCUGCUGGUUUUGGAAUGAGACCCAUUGGAGUGACAUUUUACAGUAUUGAGCCUCUUAUUUCAUCAGCACCAGAGAGUAGUCUAGUAUCUGCUACUGUGUACAGGUCUGGUGAUGUAUCUGAAGCUAGUUCCAUUCAAGUGGGAACCUUUAUGUCAUCAAAAUCUAAUCCAGCAAUGAUUGGAGAAGAUUUGGAGAACCAAACAAAAACUAUAAAAUUUGCUGCCAAUGAAUUUUCAGCUACAGUUGAUUUUAGUUUUUUUAUUGACUCAAUUCCAGAAUUAGAUGAAGUGUUUUUAGUUGGUUUUCUUAAAGAUCAGAACAUCAACAUUGGAACGCCACCAGAAGUUGAACUAACUAUUCUUGGUGACUCUAAUAUUAUAAAGUUCACUGCUGAUAAUUAUUGUGUGCACGAGGGCAAUGGUUCAGUUUAUGUGUGUGUAGAAAAGAGUAGAGAUACUGUUGAUAGUGUUAAUCUUGAGAUUACGGCUAUGGAAGGUUCAACACAAUUUGCUGCUGAAGAUAUCUUUGAUUUUGUUGCUGAAACAAAAACUCUUACCCUCCCUGGGUCAAGUACACAAGUUUGUGCUCAAUUUCAAAUAAUACAAGACCCCUUUAAUGACUUUAAAGAACCUAUUGAAACAUUUUAUGUCAACUUCAUUGCCACAGGUCAUUUAGGUGGUGGUCAAAUGAAAGCUACUGAUAAAUCUAUAGUAACAAUAUUUGAACUCCAGCCAGAAAUUUUUGCUGACAGUGUUCCAAGCACUAAUAAUGUUUUCACGCCAGAGAGUCAAGAAAAUGUGACUAUUUGUGUUAAAAGAACCUUCAAUUUUUCAUGUACUAGAAACAUAACUUUUGAAGCCAUAAAUAGUGCAAUAGGUAUUACAGCUAUAUCUGGUACUGACUUUGUUGCAGAAACUAUAGAGGUGCCAUUCACAUCAGAUGAUCUCAGAGUUUGUGCAACCUUCAUGAUUAUAAAUGAUGACAUUGUUGAAAAAAAUGAGUCAUUUAUUAUUACUGUAACAGCACCAGAUCACAUACCAACAAUGUUAACAAUCAAAAUUACAAUCACUGAUGAAGAUGAUGUUUCUGUGAUAAAGUUUUCAAAUGAUGCUUACACUUUUCCUGAGAAUAUUGAUAUGGAUGUUCAAGUCUGUGUAGAGACUACAAAAGUACUUAGUGACGACAUUAAUAUAAAUUUCAGAACUAUAUCUAGUGAUGUUGAUGGUGCUGCUACUGCUGAUUUGGAUUACAUUUCCAAAUUUGAAACCAAGACACUUAAAAAAGGGUUAAGGGCAGUUUGUUACAAUAUUGAAAUAAAGCCUGAUGUUACUAGAGAACCUACAGAAUUCUUUCAUGUUGAGUUUGAAGUUCUUAAUUUAGUUAAACUAAUGGACAACAACUACUAUGGUUUGUCAAGACUCAAUGUAUCAAACAGUGAGCCAGCGGUUGUGUACAUUAUGGAUACAUCUGUAACAGGGUGUGAGUCAGUUUAUGCUGACUUAGUCUUGCUUAUUUCUGAAUCAUCCAGGAUGCAAGAAAAUCAGUUCACAAUGGUGAAGGACCUUGCUGCUGAGAUAUUAAAUCAAUUACCGAUUGGCAGAAAUAUGACACAUGCUGGUAUAGUUAGGCUCAGUAAUUCAAACCGAACACAAGUUAUUUCUCCUCUUGGUGAUGUCACUGAUUUAAAACUGUUAAAACAAAUUGUCAGAAAUAUUAGCAUAGAUGAUGAAGACAAUAGAGGUUUGGCGACUCAUCUAAAUUAUUCCAUGAUUUUAGCUAUGGAUGAAAUAAAAAAGAGAGGGAGACUAAAUUCAAGGAAAAUCAUUGUGAUAAUAACUGAUGGUCUUCAUUUACAUGAGGCAUUGCCAUAUGACAUAGCAAAAAUUACCAGAGCUCUCAGCUAUGAUAUAUUUGCUGUUCUUUUUUUCACAAAUAGUUCACUUUCUAAUUGGGAAGAACUAACAGGUUAUAAAGAACGAGUGCUGUUCUUGAAUACAUUUAAUAGUGGUCAGUCAAAAAGAGCAAAUUUAUUCAUAAAUCAGAUCUGCAAAAGUAUUAGUGUUGGUCCCCAGUUAUUGAACACUAUUGGAGAAAAAAAGAUAAAAAAUGUUGGAGAAACUGUAUCAUUUAAUUGCACUGCAGAUGGAGUACCAGUACCAAAUAUAGUGUGGCGAAAAGAUGGAAGUAUAUAAUCCCAGAAGCAAACAGAAGAAGCACUUU
Messenger RNA from Amphimedon queenslandica, 4652 nucleotides. RefSeq lists its product as uncharacterized. The transcript is spliced from 19 exons. Bases 167 to 4624 code for a protein of 1485 amino acids. Lineage: Eukaryota; Metazoa; Porifera; Demospongiae; Haplosclerida; Niphatidae. Gene Ontology annotation, cellular component: membrane. The record is from RefSeq and is a predicted model, not a curated record. Gene Ontology annotation, biological process: cell communication; metal ion transport.